GUCUUUCUUGUUCUCUUGUCGUCUUGAGAACCACAAAUCCAUAAACAUCUUCGCUGCCCUCACCUGCCCAACCCUCCUUGGCUCCCGUGGGGUGCACUCCCCUGAGGAAUGUGAGGUCUGGGUAAGGGUCUUGGAGGUGUACCUCUCCACCCGCCAGUCGGCUCAAAUCCGUAUGGUCGCCAAGGAUGGGCAGGGAAGUCCGAUGAUGUUGAGUUGCAAGGCGUCUGAUGAGGGCGGAGGGAUCGUGGCGAAUCGCCUAAUUGGUGCGCUGCCGUCUUCCCGAAUUGCGGGAAGAAGUUUCUGCGUCCAACGGCCGGAUGGACCGAGCCUUUCUGCCUAAGGUUUUGAUAUUCUGCAUGGGUGGCAGAAUGCAAGAAGGCCGUGUGAUUUUGCAGUUGGAGGGGUGGUCUCACGCCUUGAAGAUCACCUCCGCAGAAUUGCGGCGCCAGUCGUGUUACGUGAACACGAGGCACGAGGCGUUGGGGCAACGGAGGCCAGCAGUCAGACGAGAAAUUCCUCCUUCCGGCGGCUUUGCAGGAGCACGUGGUGGACCCGGAUUAGUUAAUGGUCGACUUCCGGUACCACCGAGAGACGUUCAAGAGCGGGUCAGAGAUGCUCGACAAGGACGGGCCAAUUGCCACGAUAACAGCGCCCCAGUCGUACCCCCCGUAGGGGCGAGUCUCUCCUCCGCUUUGGUAAUCGAUGCAUCGCUAGAUGGGCGGGGGAGCGAUGCUUUUUCUGGAGAACGGCGGAAUCAGAGUCCCCAGUGA
Leptomonas pyrrhocoris is the source of this 770-nucleotide messenger RNA. RefSeq lists its product as hypothetical. The record is from RefSeq and is a predicted model, not a curated record. The transcript has a single exon. NCBI's taxonomy places the organism in Eukaryota, Euglenozoa, Kinetoplastea, Trypanosomatida, Trypanosomatidae. Bases 318 to 770 code for a protein of 150 amino acids.